UUUGCCCAUAUAUGGCGCUAUGGGGGCGUGGUUUGUGCCGCUCCUCAGGAGGCGCCGCCCAUUUUUUCCCCGCCCCUUUCUCUCCCCCUCAGGAGCCGCCGCCAUUUUGCCCCCCCCAGCCCCGAUCGGGUCUCCGGUCAUGGCGCUGGUCUCGGCCGAUUCGCGCAUCGCGGAGCUGCUGGGGGAGCUGCACCAGCUCAUUAAACAGACGCAGGAGGAGCGCUCCCGCAGCGAGCACAACCUGGUGAACAUCCAGAAGACGCACGAGCGGAUGCAGACGGAGAACAAAAUUUCCCCCUAUUACCGCACCAAGCUCCGCGGGCUCUACACCACAGCCAAGGCCGACGCCGAGGCCGAGUGCAACGUUCUCCGGAGAGCUUUGGAUAAAAUCGCCGAGAUCAAAUCGCUGCUGGAGGAGCGCCGCAUCGCGGCAAAAAUCGCUGGGAUUUACAGCGAGGCGGAGCCGCCCAGGAAGACGAUGAGGAGAGGGGUGCUGAUGACGCUGCUGCAGCAGUCGGCCAUGACGCUGCCGCUGUGGAUCGGGAAGCCCGGGGAAAAACCCCCUCCCCUGUGCGGGGCCGUGCCGGCCGCCGGCGACUAUGUGGCCAAACCCGGGGACAAAGUGGCCGCGAGGGUCAAAGCCCUGGAAGGGGACGAGCAGUGGAUCCUGGCCGAGGUGGUCAGCUACAGCCACGCUGCCAACAAGUAUGAGGUGGACGACAUUGAUGAGGAAGGGAAGGAGCGCCACACCCUGAGCCGCCGCCGGAUCAUCCCCCUGCCGCAGUGGAAAACCAACCCGGAGACGGAUCCCGAGGCGCUUUUCCACAAGGACCAGCUGGUGCUGGCCCUUUAUCCUCAAACCACCUGCUUCUACCGGGCCCUCAUCCACGCCCCGCCUCAGCGCCCCCAGGACGAUUAUUCCGUGCUUUUCGAGGACACCUCCUACGCCGACGGUUACUCCCCACCCCUGAACGUGGCCCAGCGCUACGUGGUGGCCUGCAAGGAGACCAAAAAGAAGUGAAAGUUUGGGAGAAAUGACCGAAAAUUCAGGAAAAACGGCCGGAAGUUCAGGGAGAAUAUCCCAGACUUAAGGGAGGGGUGAAAAAAAAGGGGGUUGG
Pseudopodoces humilis (Tibetan ground-tit) is the source of this 1118-nucleotide messenger RNA. NCBI's taxonomy places the organism in Eukaryota, Metazoa, Chordata, Aves, Passeriformes, Paridae. The record is from RefSeq and is a predicted model, not a curated record.